AUGACAGAAGCUUUUCGUUCACUUGGCAGAGGUUCAUUUUAUAUGGAUGGACCCAUGUUCUCAAACUAUAGAUUUCUAGUAACCUGUCACCCUAAGAACUUGGAAUAUAUACUCAAAACCAACUUCUCCAAUUUCCCAAAAGGAGAAAGUUUCAAGGAAAUUUUCGAUGCACUUGGUGUUGGGAUUUUUAAUGUGGAUUCUGAUACUUGGAGACUACGGAGGAAACUGGCUCAUGCAGGGUUUAGAUUAGGAGAAUUUAAAGCUCAAGUUGCUAACACUAGCCGUAAGGUGGUAGAAGAACAGUUAGUACCAUUUCUAGCUCAUGUAGCCGAAGAAGGGUUCAGCAUCGAUUUGCAAGAUGUUUUCUCAAGGUAUGCUUAUGAUAUUAAUAUGGGUAUGGUUUUCGGUAGGUAUGAAAACUAUCUAUAUAUAGGUCUUCCUUCAAAUGAGAUGGCUGAGAUUACAGAUGCUGCACAGCGCGCCUUAUUGUUCAGGAACGUAGUGCCUCUGUUUGUCUGGAAAUUACAGCGUCUGUUUAAAAUUGGUAAAGAGAGAGUGAUAAUGAAGGCUCAAAAAAUGGUAGAUGAAAACUAUGAUAAUAGCAGUAAUUUUGCUUCCUUGGCUGGGAAAUACAAUUAUCUUAAAGAUGAAAUGCUGAAUUUAUUCUUGGCCGGGCGAGAUACAAUAAAAUCAGCUCUCACUUGGUUUUUCUGGUUAAUUUCAACCACACCUUAUGUUGAAGCAAAGAUCUUGGAAGAGUUGUAUUCUGUGGUGUCUUUGACAAAGAGAACCCAUGAAUGGCCAUGGGUUUUCCCUUCAGAUGACUUGAAAGGAUUGGUUUAUUUGCAUGCGGCUUUAUCUGAAUCCUUAAGGUUAUAUCCACCACUUCCUAUCAACCGAAAAUCAGUUGUCAAGAAAGGCGUACUUCCUGAUGGAAGUGUGGUGACUCCUGGAAUGGAGAAACUACUUUCUUUCUAUUCAGUAGGAAGAAUGCCAUGGGUUUGGGGUGAAGAUUGUUUGGAAUUUAAGCCAGAGAGAUGGAUAACUGAAAAUGGGAAGCUAAUUGAUCCAACAUCCAGAUUCGUGCCGUUUAACAUUGGUGCGAGAAGUUGUUUAGGCAGAGAUGCAGCUUUUACACAAAUGAAAUCUGUUGUUGCAGCUGUGUUAUUCAACUUCCAUGUUGAGGUGGUGAAAGGUCAUCAUGUUUGCCCUCAACAGGGGACAACCCUUUAUAUGAAAAAUGGAUUGCAAGUGAACAUUAAGAAAAGGACAGCUUAG
Molecule: messenger RNA, 1278 nt
Organism: Papaver somniferum (opium poppy)
Lineage: Eukaryota; Viridiplantae; Streptophyta; Magnoliopsida; Ranunculales; Papaveraceae
Product: cytochrome P450 86A7-like
Exons: 2
Coding region: 1-1278 (425 amino acids)
Molecular function (GO): iron ion binding; heme binding; monooxygenase activity
Source: RefSeq, a predicted model, not a curated record